CAUCCUUGAAACGGCCCCUCUGGUUUCAGCCCAGGUCACAGCCCGCAGACCAGCUACUUCCGGUAAGGAACCCCCCCUGUGUUUUUGGUAUACCCCCCCCGCCCCCCCCUCCCCCCCGGGGCCUCCCUCCCCAGCCCCCUGCCUUUUUUUUGGUACCCCCCUCCCCUUUUUUGUGUUGCCCCCCUGGUCUGUGGCCUGGGUGCUGCUGCAACGGGGGCCUUCCUUGCACUCUGCAACGGUUCCGCAUCUUAUCAUUCACCACCAUGCGUUCCACCCAUCACCACCCAUCACCACCCAUCACCACCCAUCACCACCCAUCACCACUCUUCAGAACCACUGUAGCUCUCCACCUUCCUAACCUUGCUCUGCUUUACCCUUCCGCUUCCCCGCAAUUCCUCUGCACCUACUGCCUGCUUGUACUCGUGCAUGCCAUGCCAUGCCAUCCCAUGGAUACCACAUCAUGCCAAAUCCUUAAAACGGCCGCUCUGGUUGCAGCCCAGAGCACAGGCUACAGACCGGCUACUUCCGGCACAGGCACAGGCUACUUUCGGUAACCCCUGCUUUUUUUGGUACUCCCCCCCCCAUUUUUUGUUAACCCCCCUUCCUGCUGGUCUGUGCCCUGGGUGCUGCUGCUGCAACUGUGGUCUUCGUUGCACUCUGCUUUGUAAGUUGCAAUCCGCCAACCACCAACCAUCACCGCCCAUCACCACUGGUCACCACCCAUCAGAGCCACUGUAGCUCUCACCGUAGCUCGCACCACUCCUCGCACCGUCGCUCUCCACCUUCCUAACCUCGCCUCUGCCUGACC
Molecule: messenger RNA, 808 nt
Organism: Closterium sp. NIES-67
Lineage: Eukaryota; Viridiplantae; Streptophyta; Zygnematophyceae; Desmidiales; Closteriaceae
Source: the annotation of a GenBank genome assembly